GUCAAAACCCCCGUCAAACGUCAAGAGCACGUUGAGCGGCUUUGUUGUUUGUAAAUACCUGCACUGCGUUGCUCGCGCCGGUACAAUGAAGGAACGAAUUUUAACAAAUAAUGAAAAAUCUUUUGUUCAAAAGGCUAUUCUUGAGUCGAUCCGCAUCGAUGGCCGAACGUUGGAGGAGUUCCGCAAGCUGCGGAUAUGCUUCGGCGCCGAAUGGGGUUUGGUGCACGUAAUACUGGGCGAAACGCGCGUUCUCGCCCGGGUCACCUGUGACGUGGUGGAACCGAAAGCGACCCGCCCUAACGAAGGUAUGCUUUUCGUGAACGUCGAGCUGGGACCGAUGGCAGCACCUCACUUCGAUGGCGGCCGUCAGUCGGACGAGUGUGUACAAUUGAAUCGCAUCCUGGAGCGUGCAUUGAAAGAUUCGGGCUGUGUCGAUCUGGAAUCGCUUUGCUUAGUGUCGGAAGAAAAGGUAUGGACCCUGCGAGUGGACGUCACCGUGCUGAACCAUGAAGGCAACGCAAUCGAUUGCUGCGCGAUAGCCGCUCUGACCGCUUUGGCACAUUUCAAGCGACCGGACAUAACGGUCGACGGUGAGAACGUGAUCGUCCACACGAUGGAGGAGAAGGAACCGAUCAAGGUGACACUUUUCCACUACCCCAUUUGUGUCAGCUAUGCCAUCUUCAAUCAGGGCAAAAUAGCGGUAGCGGAUCCCACCUACCUGGAGGAACGUGUGGCUGAAGCGAAAAUGGUUUUCGGCAUCAACUCGUACGGUGAGCUGUGCGGGUUGCAUCUCGGCGGCACCACGCUCACCAGCUCCGAUCUGCUUUUGCGCACCUCGAUGAAGGCUAGCAAACGGGCCCGGUUGGUGGUGGAAAAGAUUAAAGCUGCCAUCCAGAAGGACAGUGUCGGUCGCGAGAAGGGUGUGCCGGUCGGUUUUGCCGAGAGCAUCGAACGUAACGAGGCAACGGUACACGCGCAGGAUAGAAUGCAGGUGCGAUUGAAACGGUUCAAGCUGAAAAUCGAUGGACAAGAACGGAACGAUUCCGACGGAGAAGUAGAAUCGGAACCGGAAGAUGCGAUGGAGGAAGCAGUCGAUGAAAGCAAAGAGCAGGACGAACCGAUGGCUGUGGACGACGCGGUUGUGGAGGUCGGUGAAAGUUCGGCCGUUCUAAUACCGACCCCAAAGGACACUAACAACCAAUGGUUAACGGAAGAGGAACUAAUGCAGGUAAAGAAGCGGACGCAGAAGAAGAAACGCAUGAAGAAAAGUUUGCUUUCCCAAUCGAAGGAACCGGUGGUUGUAGUGGGCGACAGUAGCGAGGAGGAAACGGUAACGCUUACUUCAGCAGAAAUAUAAAUAAAUUUGGCUUUUCAAACAAAUAA
Molecule: messenger RNA, 1383 nt
Organism: Anopheles stephensi (Asian malaria mosquito)
Lineage: Eukaryota; Metazoa; Arthropoda; Insecta; Diptera; Culicidae
Gene: Rrp45
Product: exosome complex component rrp45
Exons: 2
Coding region: 86-1357 (423 amino acids)
Biological process (GO): nuclear mRNA surveillance; U1 snRNA 3'-end processing; exonucleolytic trimming to generate mature 3'-end of 5.8S rRNA from tricistronic rRNA transcript (SSU-rRNA, 5.8S rRNA, LSU-rRNA)
Cellular component (GO): cytoplasmic exosome (RNase complex); nuclear exosome (RNase complex)
Source: RefSeq, a predicted model, not a curated record